AAGUGACCAGCACCAUGGCAACUGCACAGUCAGCCUUAACAUUUGCAGUGUGCAUCCUGAUGAUAACAGAGUUGAUACUUGCCAAGAAGGACUACUAUGACAUACUGGGAGUGCGGAAAGAUGCCAACGAGCGUCAGAUAAAGAAGGCUUUUCACAAGCUGGCAAUGAAGUAUCACCCAGACAAGAACAAGAGGCCAGAUGCUGAGACAAAGUUCAGAGAAAUUGCUGAGGGUAAGUAUAAUAGGAAAUUCCAGUUGAACAAAAGAGAAGUCAAUCAAAAGUAAUUUUGGUUUAUUACAAGUUGCAACAGGGAGACACCUCCAGAGCAGAAGCAGACAAAAUGUCUAACUGGCCUUCUCUGAGCAGGCCCUUAUAUCCUAAUCAGAGUGCACAACAUGUUCUGUAAACACCAGCCUCUUGGAGACAUGUCCUUACAGUGAGGGGAAAAAAGUAUUUGAUCCCCCGCUGAUUUUGUACGUUUGCCCACUGACAAAGAAAUGAUCAGUCUAUAAUUUUAAUGGUAGGUUUAUUUGAACAGUGAGAGACAGAAUAACAACAACAAAAUCCAGAAAAACACAUGUCAAAAAUGUUAUAAAUUGAUUUGCAUUUUAAUGAGGGAAAUAAGUAGUUGACCCCCUCUCAAUCAAAAAGAUUUCUGGCUCCCAGGUGUCUUUUAUACAGGUAACGAGCUGAGAUUAGGAGCACACUCUUAAAGGAAGUGCUCCUAAUCUCAGCUUGUUACCUGUAUAAAAGACAACAGUCCACAGAAGCAAGUCAAUCAAUCAGAUUCUAAACUCUCCACCAUGGCCAAGACCAAAGAGCUCUCCAAGGAUGUCAGGGACAAGAUUGUAGACCUACACAAGGCUGGAAUGGGCUACAAGACCAUCGCCAAGCAGCUUGGUGAGAAGGUGACAACAGUUGGUGCGAUUAUUCGCAAAUGGAAGAAACACAAAAUAACUGUCAAUCUCCCUCGGCCUGGGGCUCCAUGCAAGAUCUCACCUCGUGGAGUUGCAAUGAUCAUGAGAACGGUGAGGAAUCAGCCCAGAACUACACGGGAGGAUCUUGUCAAUGAUCUCAAGGCAGCUGGGACCAUAGUCACCAAGAAAACAAUUGGUAACACACAACGCCGUGAAGGACUGAAAUCCUGCAGCGCCUGCAAGGUCCCCCUGCUCAAGAAAGCACAUAUACAGGGCCAUCUGAAGUUUGCCAAUGAACAUCUGAAUGAUUCAGAGGAACAUCUGAAUGAUUCAGAGGAGAACUGGGUGAAAGUGUUGUGGUCAGAUGAGACCAAAAUCGAGCUCUUUGGCAUCAACUCAACUCGCCAUGUUUGGAGGAGGAGGAAUGCUGCCUAUGACCCCAAGAACACCAUCCCCACCGUCAAACAUGGAGGUGGAAACAUUAUGCUUUGGGGGUGUUUUUCUGCUAAGGGGACAGGACAACUUCACUGCAUCAAAGGGACGAUGGACGGGGCCAUGUACCGUCAAAUCUUGGGUGAGACCCUCCUUCCCUCAGCCAGGGCAUUAAAAAUGGGUCGUGGAUGGGUAUUCCAACAUGACAAUGACCCAAAACACAUGGCCAAGGCAACAAAGGAGUGGCUCAAGAAGAAGCACAUUAAGGUCCUGGAGUGGCCUAGCCAGUCUCCAGACCUUAAUCCCAUAGAAAAACUGUGGAGGGAGCUGAAGGUUCGAGUUGCCAAACGUCAGCCUCGAAACCUUAAUGACUUGGAGAAGAUCUGCAAAGAGGAGUGGAACAAAAUCCCUCCUGAGAUGUGUGCAAACCUGGUGGCCAACUACAAGAAACGUCUGACCUCUGUGAUUGCCAACAAGGGUUUUGCCACCAAGUACUAAGUCAUGUUUUGCAGAGGGGUCAAAUACUUAUUUCCCUCAUUUAAAAUGCAAAUCAAUUUAUAACAUUGUUGACAUGUGUUUUUCUGGAUUGUUUUGUUGUUAUUCUGUCUCUCACUGUUCAAAUAAACCUACCAUUCAAAUGAUAGACUGGUCAUGUCUUUGUCAGUGGGCAAACGUACAAAAUCAGCAGGGGAUCAAAUACUUUUUUCCCUCACUGUAUAUCCUAAUCAGAGAGCACAACAUGUUCUGUAAACACCAGCCCGAGAUGCUUGUAGGAAGUCAAAACAAACAGGCAGUGACUUUGUCAGCUGCUACAGAAUCACACAGUGUUCACAGAAUGUCAUCAAUACAACCGCGAAUAAUCAGUAUCCUCGUACCUCCAGUCUGGAGUCAAUCACUAUCAACAGAUAUGAGAGUAAUCCAUAACAACAUUCAGCUUCAAGUCUUGUGACCAUCAACCCGCACCUUGCGGGUAACACUGGAAAUGAUGUGCAUUAAAGAAACUCCAAAAUAUGCUAAACAUUGUGUUGAUCACUCUAAACUAAAUAUGAACUUUGGUCAUCUUAAAUAUUCCCAUUUAUAGUAAGGUUAUUACUUCUUUACUCUUUAGUGUAUUUUAUUUAUGUAAAAAUGUCCAUCUUCACACAUUCCUUCCAGCGUGUUUAUUUUAUUGUGUUGUAGCUGAAUUACCUCACUGUUGCGCAAAACUAGUGUUUUUAACACUGUACUGCUAAUAGAAUCAUUGCUAUGAUCUGAAACCUUUUCUUGCACUUGUCAUCUGCAGCAUAUGAAACAUUAUCAGACGAGAAGAGGAGACAGGAGUACGACCAGUUUGGUCACGGCACAUUCUAUAAUGACGGAACCAAAGACCAAAACGGUCCAAACAUCCACCAGCCCUUCAACUUCAACGACGUGUUCAAGGACUUUGAUAUUUACAGCCAGAACCGGCACACACAUCACCAAAGGCACUUCGAGGACCACUUCCGGACCCACCAGGAGGCCCACCACAACAGACACAAGAGACACUUCCAGGGGGCCUUUGGAGCAGCAGGUGGUGGUGGCUUUGAUGACAUGUUUGACGACAUGGAGAAGAUGUUUACCUUUGACAGGGACACUACUAAGCGGACGGAGAGCACAUUUCAGGGUACUACAACGAAGCAACACUGCAGAACAGUGACACAGCGCAGAGGGGAACAUGGUCACCACGUACACUGACUGCUCUGGCUCCUGAGGACAGAGGUCUUGUCGGUAUCCAGGUACCCUGGGUCGUGUUCAUCAGGCACGAAACGGAAAAAAGCAGCCUGAAAUGGGGGAGGUACUAUCUGA
Coregonus sp. 'balchen' is the source of this 3173-nucleotide messenger RNA. The record is from the annotation of a GenBank genome assembly. Lineage: Eukaryota; Metazoa; Chordata; Actinopteri; Salmoniformes; Salmonidae.